CAUUUUUAUUCUUCUGUUUCUUCCACUGUGAGAACGAGCUGUGUUUAGCCCAACCAUAGGCAAGGUGCCCGUGAUAAGCUUACCCCAUUGCCUUUGAUCACAGCAUUCUGAGUGGUGACUGUCAAUAAUGACCUGGGCCUGUGUCAUGCCCAAUUCCCCCCCUGUACUAUCUGUUUCAUACCCAAACAUGGAGACCCAUUUGGCUCCAAAACUGACUGCUGAGGAUGAGAAAUGGAAGAAGUACAGCAAGCUAGUGAAGGAUUUAUACAUCAGCACGGAUGGGAAGAAAACAUUCCAGUUUGAUGAAACUCUGCCACCUUUGCCAGUGCCAGAUCUCGACUCCACUCUGGCAAAAUACCUGGAGUCUGCUGCACCUCACAUUUCUGAUUCUGAAUAUGAAGAGCUGAAGAGGUUGAUUGAAGACUUUCGAAAAGGCAUUGGAAAGGAGUUGCAGAGAGCUUUGUUGAAAAGAGCUUCUCAACAUUCUAAUUGGUUAGAACAAUGGUGGGAGGAGGAAGUUUAUUUGAAGAUGCGAUAUCCUGUGAUACCAUUCAACACCAUGCUUGGUGCUUUUGCUGUGAUAGAUCCAGAUGAGGGUGGAUAUUCCAUAGAUCCUGAAGUAACUUUUCAGGUGAACUUCUGUCCUUCAUUUGUGACUAGCAUUCCAAAGGAAUUCAGCCUGUUUCUUCAUUUUAUACUGGAAUUCUGGAACCUACUACGAGAAGAGAAGCUCAAACCUCAGGCAAACCAUCGAGAUCAGAAAUGGUCCAUGCAUCAGUUCCAUCGACUCUUUUCCUGUUCACAGAUACCCAACAAGUCUAUGGAUUCGUUUGCUCAAUAUUUCAAAACUAAAUGCCAAGGAGAAGCCCCACGACAUGUCAUGAUAUUUUGCAAUGGUCACAUUUUCUCAUGUGUCCCUUUCAAUGAUAAAGAUGAUCCACUGACACCACCUGAAUGGGAAGCAUUGAUCCUUAAUGUUUGGGAGGCAUCACUCAAACUUGGCAUGGGUCAUUGUGUAGCAGCUCUUUGUUGUCAAGAUCGUAAUAAGUGGGCAAAGGAUAGGGCACAUCUGGCACAUCUGAGUGAGAAGAACCGAGCCAUCCUGACUGAUAUAGACAGUGCUAUUUUCUCCUUGGUAUUGGAUGGAUCCAAGCCACAAGAUGCUGAUGAAACUCUGUGGCAUGCAGUUGGUGGAGACAUAUCUAACAAAUGGGCUGAUAAGAGUGUGACAUUCAUCCUUCAUCGCAAUGGACAGCGCAGCAUGAUAGCUAAUCACUCACCAUUUGAUGCCCUCACCACUGUUAUGGCAACAGACUUUGCACACAAGUGUUCCAGACAUCUAGAAUUCAGGUGGAAAGGACCUUGGGCAAUCAGGACUCAUUUGAUCCAGCCACAGAGGAGGGAAUUAGACAUUGAUGCUCUGCUAGUCUCCUCCAUUGCUGAAACUAUUCAAGCCUCACAAAAAUUGGUAGCCAUGAUCAAUAUUUGCAGGUUCUGUUUCUCUCAUUUUGGGAAAUCCUACUUGAAAACAGUCAAAUGUCAUCCUGAUGCCUUCAUCCAAGUGGCCAUUCAAGCUGGAUAUGUAAAACUUCAUGGCAGGCCUGGAGCCACAUAUGAGACUGCAACAACCCGCACCUUCUAUCAUGGGAGAACUGAGACCUGUCGCACAUGUACCAAAGAAUCGGUGGACUUUGCUCGAGCUCUCUUGGAUUCCAACAAGAAGGAAGGGGAGUUGCAUUCCAUGUUGAUGAAAGCAUUGGCUAAACACAUGGCCCUGAUGGAGGAGGCACAGAAUGGUCAAGGCUGUGACAGACACCUCUUUGGGCUUUGUCGAAUUGCAGAGGAGCUUGGUCUUUCCCAACAUCCCAUCUUCACUCACCCAUCUUGGAAAAGGAGUGGUGGGGAUGGGAAUUUUAUUCUCUCGACCAGCCUCACAGGAUAUACUGAAAAUUCUGGCUGCAUGGUAGCAAUGUGUGAAGAUGGCUAUGGAGUCUUCUAUAACAUCCUCCCAUCCAGCAUCUACUUUGGAAUGACCUCAUGGAAGCAGUGUCCAUAUACAGACAUCAAGCGGCUGUAUGGAAGCAUAGAGGGAGCUCUAGUACGGAUGCAGCAGAUUGUGUCCAGUCGGGGCCAUCUUUGAUAUGUCGUUGGCUUCAUCUUGCCAUGUUCUCCAGUUUGAGACAAGCCUUGUGGGUUUCAUUGACAUAUCUGUAAUGCUUUAGCUCUUGUAUUUCUCACUUCAUGUUCAGAGAUUUGGCAAGGUUACUAUUGGAAAGUGGAAAUGCUGGGUUCCACACACCUCAUUAUUUUGGCUAUAUGGCAUAAUAAGGCUAAGUGAACAAUUCCAGCCAAACAAUCAUGACUCAUUGUGUCUACUCCUCCCCAUUCCUGUGUUUUUUGAAAAACUUCCAGCUCCU
Darwinula stevensoni is the source of this 2417-nucleotide messenger RNA. The record is from the annotation of a GenBank genome assembly. Lineage: Eukaryota; Metazoa; Arthropoda; Ostracoda; Podocopida; Darwinulidae.